ACGAAUUAUUUGGCUUUGAAAACCUAGGAACAAUGACAUGUGACAAUGUGUAAUCCUUAGCCAGCAGUAAACCAGGUAAUUAAUUGCUCGCUAACUCGGCUCCCCUAUUUGUCUGCCAUACCCCCUCGGAAAUGCAUAUCCGGAGAACUUGAGAUCACUGCCAGUCCAACACAUUUUGUCUCGUCAGAAACUACCGAGCAUCCGAAGUGUGCAAGAAAGCAGCAACGAUGAAAGGCCUCUUACUAAUUUCAGGAAUUGCAGUAUUGAUCGUAGCAUAUUUUCUCGCCACCUCGCCUAGUUACAACGACGUGACCCUGAGCGAGCUGAGAGAGUCGUACGACUAUGUGAUUGUCGGUGCGGGCUCAGCGGGCUGCGUGCUGGCUGCGCGCCUGACGGAGAAUCCCAACGUCAGCGUGUUGUUGCUGGAGAGCGGUGGCCAUGAUAAUUUGAUGUUGGUGCGGGUACCACUGACUUCUCCCAAACUACCUCUAACCCGACUGAACUGGAUGUACAGGGCCGAUACGGAUCCUAGUGAACUAAUCGGUGAAAGAAAGUAUGGGGGCCAAGUGAACUGGGUGGCUGGCCGUGGUAUUGGUGGGAGUUCGUCCCUGAACUGGAUGAUGUAUACUCGUGGGCACGCCGAUGAUUUUAAUGCCUGGGAGAAAAGCGGUGCGAAGGGCUGGUCAUACGCGGAUGUACUGCCUUACUUCAAGAAAGCCGAGUCGUACAUCGGAUCUCAGCCAGUAGAUGAGGAAUACCAUGGUGAUGAUGGUCCACUGGCUGUUACGACAGCCGACCCGAUCACACCAGCCCUCGCGGCCAUUUUGGAUGCCGCCGAAGAAGCUGGCCAUGGCCGUACGCGUGACUACAAUGGUCAGAACCAGUUUGGAUUCGGCCGCACUCAGUACACGAUAAAGAACGGCCGCCGGUGGAGUGCCGCGGAUGCGUACUUACGGCCCGCCUGGCAUCGUCCAAACCUUCACAUCAUGACUGACGCACACGUCAGCCGCGUGCUGAUGGAGCAAAAAACUGCAGUCGGUGUUGAGUUUCUCCGGCCACAAACUGCAAACAUUGUGCAAGUCAGAGUCCGUAAAGAAGUUCUUGUUAGUGCUGGUGCGGUGGGUACACCCAAGAUACUCAUGCUCUCUGGGAUUGGUCCACGCGAGGAAUUGACCAAGCACGGCAUACCAGUCGUGAAGGAGCUCAAUGUUGGCAAGAACCUGCAGGACCAUGCAGUUACCUAUUUGCCAUUCCUGCUCAACGGUCAUCAUGGAUACACGCGGAAGGAUGCCGAGUCGCUGACCGGAGUCUUCAACUACUUUGUCCGCGGAACUGGACCGUUUUCAACCAGUGCUCUCGACGUGACCGGCUUUGUGCGUACUAAGUACGCCGUCGCCGACAACUGGACACAGCCCGACAUUCAGUUCUACGCCGCAUGCGUAGGCAUGGACCCAGAGGUUUCCCUCAGCAUGGCGAAUAUACGCACGGAAGUCGACGAGAUUCACGUCCGCAGCACUGGCAAGCGGGCCGCGGACAUCGACGCGUGCACGCUCUACACGAGCCUACUGCACCCCGAGAGCUCUGGAGAUGUAACACUACGAUCGGCGGAACCCCUGGACACGCCGGUCAUCCGACCAAGGUAUUUCUCUGAGCGCCGUGACAUCCAGGUAAUGCGAGAGGGCGUGAGACUCAUGUUACAACUCAUACGCACCAAAGCACUCAGUCGGUACGUGAAUGAAUCUGACGGCUUGACGGUGUUCAACACAAACCGCCGAUGGUCUUGCGGCGACUUAGAUUGGGACAGCGACGACUGCCUGGAGAGGAUUUCACAGUUGGUGGCGACGACUAGCUUUCACUACUGCGGAACGUGCAAGAUGGGUGCUGCCAGCGAUCACACGGCCGUCGUUGACGAAUCACUGCUGGUGCGUGGCGUAACUGGCCUGCGUGUUGUCGACGCGUCAGUCAUACCCUCCGAGACAUCUGGCAAUCUCAACGCCCCGGUCAUAAUGAUUGCGGAGAAGGCUGCUGACAUGAUCAAGCUCCUGUCCAUGAAAAGCAAAUUUUUGUUAGUUUUAUGUAGUGCAGUAUUGAUCGUGGCGUAUUUUCUCGCCACCUCGCCUAGUUACAACGACGUGACCCUGAGCGAGCUGAGAGAGUCGUACGACUAUGUGAUUGUCGGUGCGGGCUCAGCGGGCUGCGUGCUGGCUGCGCGCCUGACGGAGAAUCCCAACGUCAGCGUGUUGUUGCUGGAGAGCGGUGGUGAUGAUGACUUGGUGUCUGUGCGAAUUCCCCUGGCGGCUUCCACCCUGCCGUCCAGCAGACUCAACUGGAACUACAAGGCCGACACUGACCCUGGCGACCUGGCUGGCAGAUGGAAGUACGGAGGUCAAUUUAACUGGAUCGCUGGCCAUGGCAUUGGCGGAGGCUCGUCAGUAAACUGGAUGAUGUACACUCGCGGGCACGCCGAUGAUUUUAACGCCUGGGAGAAAAGCGGUGCGAAGGGCUGGUCGUACGCGGAUGUACUGCCUUACUUCAAGAAAGCCGAGUCGUACAUCGGAUCUCAGCCAGUAGAUGAGGAAUACCAUGGUGAUGAUGGUCCACUGGCUGUUACGACAGCCGACCCGAUCACACCAGCCCUCGCGGCCAUAUUGGAUGCAGCCGAGGAGGCAGGUUAUGGCCGCACGCGUGACUACAAUGGCCAGAACCAGUUUGGAUUUGGCCGCACUCAGUACACGAUAAAGAAUGGCCGCCGGUGGAGCGCUGCGGAUGCGUACUUGCGACCCGCCUGGCAUCGUCCCAAUCUUCACGUCAUGACGGGCGCACAUGUUAGCCGAGUGUUGAUGCGGCAGAAAAUCGCCGGCGGCGUAGAGUUUUUCCCCACGGUGUCCACAAGUGCGAUCCAAGUCAGAGUCCGUAAAGAAGUUCUUGUUAGUGCUGGUGCGGUGGGUACACCCAAGAUACUCAUGCUCUCUGGGAUUGGUCCACGCGAGGAAUUGACCAAGCACGGCAUACCAGUCGUGGAGGAGCUCAACGUCGGCAAGAACCUGCAAGACCACGUCAUAAGCGGGCUGUCGGUCUUGUUGAACGGGCAUCACGGUGGCAGAAGAGCGGAUGCGGAGUCGCUCAGCAGCCUGCUCAACUACUACGCUCGUGGCAGGGGACUGCUGGCGACGUCAGCGCUGGACGUUACGGGGUUUGUACGCACCAGCUACGCCAUCGCGGAGAACUGGACACGUCCCGACGUACAGUUCUACGUCAACUGUAUGGGCAUCGACCCGGACCUUGAUACCCGGAUGGGCAACAUGGAUAAAGGUAUUGUUGAGCUGGCAGUGCGCAGUGCGGGCAUGCGUGCUGAGGACAUCAACGCUUGCUCAGUAUACAUGAGCCUAUUGCAUCCGGACAGUGUUGGACACAUGCGGCUACGAUCAACAGGGCCGUUUGAUAGCCCGCUGAUUCGGCCCAUGUACUUUUCGCAGCGCCGUGACGUCCAAGUGCUGGCCGAGAGUCUGAGGAUGUUGCUGCAGCUCCUAAAGAUGAACGCUCUCAGCCCGUACGUCAAUGGGUCGAGCACGUUGGCAGUGUUCGAUGCGCUGCGCACCAAUGUGUGCCCUGGGCUGGCACUGGACAGUGACGAGUGCUUGGAGAGGUACGUGCAAGCCUACACCUCCACCAGCUACCACUACUGUAGCACAUGCAAGAUGGGUGCUGCUGACGAUUCGACGGCCGUUGUGGAUGAAGCACUGCGGGUGCGUGGCGUAGCCGGACUACGCGUUGUCGACGCAUCUGUCAUGCCAUCGGAAACUUCCGGGAAUCUGAACGCACCGACUAUCAUGAUUGCCGAGAAGGCGGCUGACAUGAUAAAAGAGCGCUGGGGCUUAGAGCUACCUGAAUAACCCGCUGUCCAGUGUAGAAAUUGUGGUAUGUGCUGUGUCCACACACACACACACAGAGUCUUCUAAUGGAUUUGUUUGAAAGCAUGGUGACUAGGGAAUGUUUGAUCAUUCCUGUGACUCUCCCGUCUUGAAUUUGAAUGAUCGUUCUCAGCAGGUCUGAGUACUUAUCCAGCACCUUAGAGUUUGCUAUUCCCAGGGCUGUUUAUACUGGAGGGACUCGAACUGAUUUCAGGGGCUGUGUUCAAGCGUCCCUGCUGUUGGUGCUGGUGUAGGGACUUCGGGUGUGAUUUUUGAUUCUGCCGGACCUUGACCUGAAUCCUCCUUUUCUCUUUUCAUCUUCCUUUUGCUGUAGAAUUGAUUCGUAGGAGCUGUGAAUCCGUUAGGUCACUUUACAGUCGAUUGUUAUUUUAAAAUGAUAUGCUGUACUGAGAUGGUGAGCAAAGGCAAAACAUUGUAACAUGGAAAAAUGUGGGCACAAGUUAUGCGAUCGAGUCCACCAACUAAACCAGAUUGUGAUUUUGAUUUUGAUAUUCUGUACUGUGCAGCUUUUUGGCUUUCUUUGCAACACAGAAAUUUAUACCUAUACUAUCCUGCUUAUUCUGAUAAAGUCAAGCCGGUACAUACUAUUAUAAUGUGUAUACAUCCAAAACCUGUACAUGUAUUAACUUGUC
Messenger RNA from Sycon ciliatum, 4564 nucleotides. RefSeq lists its product as uncharacterized. Gene Ontology annotation, molecular function: choline dehydrogenase activity; flavin adenine dinucleotide binding. Gene Ontology annotation, cellular component: mitochondrial inner membrane. Lineage: Eukaryota; Metazoa; Porifera; Calcarea; Leucosolenida; Sycettidae. The transcript is spliced from 2 exons. The record is from RefSeq and is a predicted model, not a curated record. Bases 228 to 3893 code for a protein of 1221 amino acids.